UGACUUCAUUUGUAUUUUGUCCAUAAAAUAAAUCAGCAGAAGAUUAUUAUUAUUGACAGAAUGGAUAACGUUUUUAAGCUUAUCUCUUAUGACAAUGUUUCUUUGAUUCUGUCUGCUGUUGUCUUGCUUUAGACUUGUGUUUCUCAUUUCUGUAUUCAGUGUGUGAAGCUGGUUUGAUCAGAAAGCAUCAGUUUCUGUGUUUGAUGUGAGAUCAUGUGAGUUUGGUCAGUGCUGUAGUGAAUAAGGUGCUUGAUGACAUGAGGAACAUGAGGAACAAAAAGUGAAAGUAAAGUAAACUCAGCAGCUCGGGGUUUUCCAGAACCAUGUGGCAUAUCAAUAGUUUGAUUUAUUAAUGUUUACAGUAUUUGUUUUCUAAGAAUCUUUCUAUUGAACACGUAAACUGUCUGGAUUCUGAGUUUCAUUCACUAAAGAUGGCAGAGGGACCUUCAUCUCCUACAGAAAUGUCAGAGAUCAGCUCCAGUCCAGAUGAUCCAGUGAUCCAGAUUCUUCUGAUAGGCAGAAAGGCUUCUGGGAAAAGCUCACCAGGAAACACUAUAUUGGGAGAAACAAGGUUUAAAGAGUAUGAGUCUGAAGUGUGUGAUGGUAAAACACAGAUCGGAGAGAAGCAGGUGUGUGUGAUUAUUUCUCCAGAUCUACUGGAUCCAGAUCUGAAUAAAGAGAAGCUGGAGAUGCUGAAAGAGCAGCUGGUCUCUGGAUGUUCAGCAGGUCUCAGUUCAGUUCUGCUCACUGUUCCUCUAGAGGAACCUGUGGGAAAUGAGGAAGAGAUCCUGGAUUUCAUUAAGUGUUUAUUAGGUCCUGAAGUUCAGAAGUACAUCAUGAUUCUGUUCACAUAUGGAGACGAACUGGAGGAUCUGGAACAGACCACUGAUGAACAUCUAAAACAGAAAGAUCGUGCUGAUCUCCAGCGACUGUUGACUGAAUGUGGAGGAAGAUUUUACUGUUUCAAUAUCAAGAGUAAAUCAGAUGGUCAGAUACAAGGACUACUGCAGAAGAUUGAAGGAAUAAUGAUGAAGAACGGAGGGAAAUUUAUCAUGGAACGAAUGAAGAGGAGCAACAGCAAAGUCAAUACUGUCAAUUUUUCAGAAGAAUCUCCAGCUGAAGAUCCAGAUUCAUCAGGUUCCUGAGAGGAAAGAUCAGAUCAGGCUGCUUCUGCUGGGAAAACAGGAUCUGGAAUAAGAGCCACUGGAAACACCAUCAUCGGAAGAAACGUGUUUGAAUUCUCCAUCAGCACAAUCUCUGCAGAAAUUACAGCUAAAUGUCACAAACAAGUGCCUAAUUAAACACUUCAGAAUACUGGAAUAAACUAAACUCAUCUGAACUAAAGUAUCUGUUUGAAGAGAAAAACAUAAACUGUAUAUGAGUAUUGAGAAUCACAAACUCUUUGAUGACCCAUCAAGACAAAAGACCAGCUAUAAAGUAAAAGCUAUUAAAUAAAUGCUGUUUCAUACUAUUAAUGCAUAAUCUGAUUUAAGACAGACUUUUUUCAUCACCAUGACAGUCUUUGUUUAGUUUAAUGUUCUGUGGAUCAAGUAAAAUAUUAUUAAUGUGUCGAACACCAGCUGUAAACCUGGAAAUAUUUCUUGCUUCUUAACAAUUUCAAAUGAAAUGAAAUAAUAAAAAACAAAAUAAUAAUAAUACCACAUGGAACAAUGGAAUAUUGUGUCACCUGUCAUGGGUGAUCUGUGUUUGUUUUGGAUUUGGGUGGGUUUAUCACUUUUUCUUUUUUUAGUUCUGUGACCUCAUUUUCAGUUUGUUUUCUUGGUAUUUUUACACCUGUUGCUCAUUUCAUUGAUUAUGUAAGGAAUAAUUGACGACGGCCACGAUGCAAAGCGUCCGUGUAUGCAUUAUUUUCUAAUAAUUUAAUGUCCAGGAAUCAAUUAUUCCGCUUAUAUAGGGGACCUUUAAGAUGUACACACACAGAACAAAAAUCAGCGAGAAACUGGACCAGAUCAGCACAAUGAUCAAUACAAAACAUCUGGACAUGAAAAGUCUUUGAUUGACAUUCAGUUCUGCUGAUUUAAACCAAUGAAAUUCCAGAAAUAAUAGUCAGUUGAUUCAGAGAUCAUACCUUAAAGUGCAAUAUAAUAAAUAUCCAACGGAGGGCGCCAGCGUCCUUUUUUUUAUAGCUUGGCCUUUUGUAUACUAGUUGCAAUUUAUUAUUUGCACGUAACACCAUUUAGCAUUUUGUACCAAGAUUUUAGAUUUCAUGAUGUUGUUGGCCCUUGAAAACAAGUCAUGCACACCGUGUUCCAGCGACAGGAAGGAAGGAGCUUUGAUGCAGUAAAUCAUCCAUAGGUACACUAAAGCAGAUGCAUACUGUUUUGUUUUGGAACCAAGGCUCAGUCAUGUGGGGUA
Megalobrama amblycephala (Wuchang bream) is the source of this 2376-nucleotide messenger RNA. Its product is annotated as immune-associated nucleotide-binding protein 1-like. The record is from RefSeq and is a predicted model, not a curated record. The transcript is spliced from 3 exons. NCBI's taxonomy places the organism in Eukaryota, Metazoa, Chordata, Actinopteri, Cypriniformes, Xenocyprididae. Gene Ontology annotation, molecular function: GTP binding. The coding region runs from base 432 to 1145 and encodes 237 amino acids.